Messenger RNA from Lodderomyces pseudojiufengensis, 7458 nucleotides. RefSeq lists its product as uncharacterized. The transcript has a single exon. The record is from RefSeq and is a predicted model, not a curated record. Bases 1 to 7458 code for a protein of 2485 amino acids. NCBI's taxonomy places the organism in Eukaryota, Fungi, Ascomycota, Pichiomycetes, Serinales, Debaryomycetaceae.
AUGCAUUUAUUCAAAUUAUUGACAUUAUUUUGGUCAAUUUGGUUAUUAAAUUAUGUUUUAACAGCUGAAAUCACUCAAAACACAAUAUCAAGAGGUCAAGUUGGAAUUGAUUUUGCAGGUAUAACAAUAUCACCAAAUGUAUUUUGGUCAGUAAUUGAUAAUUUUAUUUUAGAAAUUAUUGGACAUGUUAAAAUUAAUUCAGGAAGUGGAUUUUAUGUUCAAAGUAAUUCAAAUUCAAUUGCAUUAAGAAUUUCUUUAUUAGGUUUAAUUUUUAAUUUUGAAAAUGAUGGUAUUAUAAGUUUUAAUGCACACCAAUCAAUUAUUGCUCCAACUUAUAGAAUUUUAGCAAAUUCAUUUGUAAAUAAUGGAGAAUUUUAUUUAUCUGGUGAUGCAACUUUAGGUGUACCCAAUUACGAAUUACAUGCAUUAACUUGGAGAAAUACUGGAUUAGUUGUAAUUUAUCAAAAUUUUAGAUCAAAUGCAAUAACAACUUUAGGUAAUCCUGGAGGAAGUGUUAUAAAUACUGGAACUAUAUGUUUAAAUAAUAUUGAAUAUCAACAAACUACUGCAGUAUUUGGAUCUGGUUGUAUUGUAUUACAAGGAAAAUCAACGUUAUUAUUACCAAAUGCCUUAUUAGUAUUUGCAACUGGUCAAAAUAUUUUAAUGGAAAAUGAAGAAAGUUCAAUAGUUGUUGAAGCUUUAAGUACUCCUCAAACUUUUAGAGUUCAUGGAUUUGGUUCUGGAAAUAAAUUAGCUUUAACUACAACUUUAGCAGGAACUUUAUUACAUGGAGCAUAUUCUUAUGAUACUAAAACUGGUAUUUUAACAUUAUAUACUUUAGCAUUACUGCAAAAAUUUAAUAUUGGUUUAGGUUAUAAUUCAAAUUUAUUUUAUAUUACUACUGAAACAAGUGGAUUAGUUCCUACUGUAUCCAAUGCAAUAGCUUAUUCAGGAAAACCUCCAACUACAGCAAGACCUUCAGCAUGUAUGGUUUGUAAGCCACAGCCAGAAUCUCCAGGUAACAAACCAGUCAUAUUUGAAUCAACUAUUACUCAAAUCACUGAUACUGAAACUUUAACAAGAAGUGCUCAAAUUCUUGUAUCUACAAAUACUGCUGGUAGUUGGUUUACUUCAACUUCAUAUCAUCCUACUUCAAUUGAUAUAAUUUCCACUACUUAUACUACAUUAUUUAAUGAAAUUUCAAAUCAUCAAGUUUUAACUAGAAGUGGUAUAGUUGUUGUAGGUUCUGAUACAGAAUGGUUUACUAGUACUUCCGUUUUCCCAUAUCGUACAUUUAAUGAAUAUACUACAACUAAUAAUGAAGGUUACUUGGUGAAACUUGUUGAAACAACAACAACUUCUGGUGAAUGGGUUACAUUAACAAGUACAAUAACUCCUGAAUUUACUCAUUAUCUGUCAACUUUAACAUUAGUAGAAGAUGGUACAACUAGUUAUGAUGCUAUAGAAAUUUUUGUAACAACUAAUGAUGAAGGUAGUUGGACUACUAUAACUAAUGACAUUCCUGAGGAAUAUACAAGAUAUACCACAACAGUAUAUGGUUUCAAUACUGCAUUAAUGCUGCGUACUCAAGCAGCUUGGGAAGUUUUAAUAUCUACAAAUAGUGCAGGACAAUGGUUUACGACAUCAAAUACAAUUGGACCAACAUUUACUUCAUAUACUUUUACUCAAACUGUUAUACAUGAUGGUCAAUUGAGUGUAACAACUAACAUAAGAUUAGUUACUACAAAUGAAGAUGGAAGUUGGACAACUUUAUAUAGAUCUAUUGAACCAACAUUUGAAACUUAUGAAACUACUUAUUUAACUACAAAUGACGUGGGAGAUUAUGAAACUGUUACUGCCUCAGUAGUUGUCUCAACGAAUGGUAAUGGUCAAUGGUAUACUUCAACUUAUAAACAACGAUAUACUACUUACACAACAACUUAUGUCACAACUGAUUCAAAUAGUGUUACACAUACUGCAUCAGCUCAAGUUAUUGUUUCAAAUGAUCCCGAAAAUAAUUGGUUUACAACAUCUUCAAUAAUUCCACAAUCUCCAACAGAAUAUACAUCAAUAGUAGUAUAUACUGAAGAAAGUACAACUUAUACAUCAGUUGUUGAAGUGAUAGUUACAACAGAUGAAAACAAUGAAUGGCAUACAACUACAACAAUUCCACAAAAUGAACCAAUGGAAGAAUCACAAUCAGCAAUGACUUAUUAUUUUUCAGAUUCAAAUGAUAUUUAUGUUAUUGUAAUAUCACAAAAUUCAAAUGGUGAAAUUUUUACAAGAGUUGAUUCUAUUCAAGCUUUUUAUACAAGUUUUACAACAACUAUUACUCAACCUUCAACUACUUAUCAAGCUGUAAUUGUUGAAACUACAAAUAAUGCUAGAUCAUUAUAUAGAACAACUUCAAUUAUUCCAGCACCUACAAUAACAACUUUUACAACUUUAUAUCCAACUACAAAUGCAGAAGGUGAUUUAAUAACAGCAAUUGGUGAAAUAUUAAUAACUACUAAUUCAGAAGGUUCUUAUAUAACUCAUUCAUCAGCUUUACCUACAUCAUUAACAAGAUUUAUUAUUCCUUUCGUGGAUAAAUCAGGUACAUCAUCCGAAACUUAUCAAGUAAGUGUUUUAAUAACAACUGAUUUAUAUGGAGAUUGGUUUACUGGAAUUUAUAGAAUUUGGACAACCAUUUUAACUUCAGUAAAUGAACUUGGUUCGUCAACUACCAUUACUUCUACAAUUGCUGGUGAAUCAAUUGAAACUGAAAGUGAAGUUUUUGCUAGUGUAACUGACACGGGAGAGUCUACAUCAAAUACUGAGACAGAAUCUGCAUUGGAAUCAACAAUUAUUACUGCGACAGAUUCUGCAUUAGAAACGGAGGUAAAGACAGCAUCUGAAACAGAGGUCGAGACAGCAUUUGAAACGGAGGUAGAGUCAACAAUUAAUACUGAGACCAAUUCUGCCUUAGAAACAGAGACAGAUUCUGCAUUAGAAACGGAGUUAGAGACAGCAAUUGAUACUGAGACAGAAUCUGCAAUUGAAACAGAAGUCGAAUCAACAAUUGAAACAGAGAUAGAAUCUACAAUUGAAACAGAAAGUGAACCAGGAAUUGAAACAGAGGUUGAUUCAGCAAUUGAAACUGAAAGUGAAUCUGCAGUUGAAACAGAAAUAGAAUUUGCUACUGAAACAGAAAUGGAAUCUGCAAUUGAGACAGAAACAGAAUCCGAGAUUGAAUCAACAAUUGAAACAGAGACAGAAUCGGUAGUUGAAACAGAAAUAGAAUCUGCCAUUGAAACAGAAAUGGAAUCUGCAAUUGAGACAGAAACAGAAUCCGAGAUUGAAUCAACAAUUGAAACAGAGAUAGAAUCGGUAGUUGAAACAGAAAUAGAAUCUGCCAUUGAAACAGAAAUGGAAUCUGCAAUUGAGACAGAAACAGAAUCCGAGAUUGAAUCAACAAUUGAAACAGCGGUCGAAUCUGCAAACGAAACAGAGGUAGAAUCAACAAUUGAAUCAGAGAUAGAAUCUGCAGUUGAGACAGAGAUAGAAACUGUAAUUGCAACGCAGAUAGAUUCAGCAAUUGAAACAGAGAUAGAUUCAGCUAUUGUAACUGAAAGUGAAUCUGGAAUUGAUACUGAGACAGAAUCUGCAUUAGAAACAAAAAUUGACUUUGAGACAGAAAUAGAUACAGCAAUAGAAACAGAGACAGAAUCUACAAUAAAUACUGAUAUUGAAUCCGCAUUAGAAACAGAGGUAGAAUCAAUAAUUAAUACCGAGACAGACUCUGCAUUAGAAUCAACAAUUAAUUCUGAGUCAGAUGUUGCAUUAGAAACAGAGAUAGAUCCUGCAUCAGAAACAGAGAUAGAUUUAACAAGUGAAACAGAGGUAGAAUCAUCGAUUGAUGCUGAAACAGAAUCUGCAGCUGAAACAGAGAUUGAAUCUGCUACUGAAACAGGAAUGGGACCAGCAACUGAAUCAGAAAUUGAAUUCGAGAUUGAAUCUACAAUUGAAACAGAGAUGGAAUCAACAAUUGAAACUGAGAGAGAAUCUGAAAUAGAAUUACCACUUGUUACUGAUACAGAAUCUGCUAUUGAAACAAAAAUAGAAUCCGAGACAGAAACUGCAAUUGAAACAAAGGUAGAUUCAGCAAUUGAUACUGAUACAGAAUCUGCAAUUGUAACGGAAGUUGAAUCAGCAAUUGAAACAGAGAUAGAAUCAACAACUAAUAUUGAUUUUGUUGAAUCCGCAAUUGAAACAGAGGUAGAAUCUGCAUUUUUAACGGAGUCAGAAUCAACAAUUCAUACCGAAACAGACACCGAAUUUGAAUCACUAAUUGACACUGAGAUAAAGUUAGCAUUAGAAACAGAGACGGCUUCUGCAAUUAAUACUGAGACAGAAUCUGUGUUAGAAGCAGGGGUUGGUUCAGCAAUUGAGACAAAAUUAGAUUCAGCAAUAGAAACAGGAACAGAAUCCACAAUUAAUACUGACAUUGAAUCUGCAUUAGAAACAAAGGUAGAUUCAGCAAUUGAUACCGAGAUUGAUACUGCAAUUGAAACAGAGGUAGAAUCAACAAUUGAUAUUGAGACAAAUUUAUCAACUGCUACUGAUGCGUUAGAAAUAAAAACAGAAUUAGCAACUGAAAGAGAGAUAGAAUCCGAGAUAGAAUAUGCAACUGAAACUGAGGUUGAUACAACAAUUGAUACUGAUGUUGAUACAACAAUUGAUACUGAGAUAAAAUCAACCAUUGAAACAGAGGCAAAUUCUGCUACCGAAACAGAGAUAGAAUCUGCAAUUGAUCCUGAAACAGAAACUACAUUUGACACUGAGACUGAAUCUGCAAUUAAUACUGAGGUAGAUGCUGCAAGUAAUACUGAGAUAGAUUCCGCAAUUAUUACUGAGACUGAUUUUACAUUAGAAACUGAGAUAAAAUCUGGAUUUGAAACAGAAGUAGAAUCAGCAAUUGGUACUGAGGUAGAAUCUACAAUUAAUACUGAGAUAGAAUCUGCAAUCGAAACAAAGAUAGAAUCAUUUAUUGAUACUGAGGUGGAAUCAGCAAUUAAUACUGAGACAGACGAUUUAUUAAAAACAGAGAUAGAUUCAACAUUAGAAACAGAGAUAACAGACUCAAUAACAACAGGGAAUUCUGCAUCAACAGGAAUAGAGAUUGAUUCAGCAUUAGGAACAGGGACUGAUUUCGCAAUCGAUACUGAGAUAGAAUCAUCUAAUGAAACAGAUAUAGAAUCAACAAAUGAUACUGAUACAGACUCCCCAUUAGAAACAGAGAUAGCGUCGGCAACAAAUUUGGCCAGCUCAACAAAUGACAUUGCGGAAUCUGAAAUCAACUCAAUUGAGAAUAUUGGUGCUUCUAUUGGAGGACAAACGACAGAAAUAGUAACAGCCGAAUCUUCUACUGUUGUACCAGAGACUUCAAUCAUGCUGUUGGUAGCGAGUGAAACGAUACAUUUGACGAUAGGUGCAGGUUUGGAAAGUAAUUUUGAAUCCAAUGAUAAUCCCGCAACUACAUCGAUAUUUAAUAUAUCUGAACCAACAACUAUACUGCCUGAUGUGACAAAUGAGAUAGGAGAAAUUAGUUUUGAUGCCAAUUUAGAAUCAUUUAAUCAAUCAGAAUCGUUUGUAAAUACCAUAGAUCAAUCAGAAUCGUUUGUUAAUACCAUAGAUUCUAUUACAGCUUUAAGAACAAGUAAUGGUAUACUGGAAUCUACACAACUGGCAGAAACUUUCUAUACUGAUACUCCCGAGUCAUUUGAAACUAAUCUGGAAGUCAUAUUAAAUAAAACUCCUGCAAGUAUUGAACCUAACGAGUUUGUCGUGUUUACCUCAUCUGAAACGAAAACUAUCGGAUCAAAUAUAUACCAAGCAACCAGCAACAUUGAACCUGUGGAGUUCUGGAGUACUACAACUGAAUCAGGAAUCAGUGGAUAUACUAGAGGUUCAUCUGAAGAGAUAUCAACAACGUGGGUGGAAAGCAUCGAAUCAUUUAAUGGUAAUGGUAACUUAAGUGCUUAUUCAACUUUUUUAUCCAAAUUUAUAUCAUCCGCAAAUGCUAUUUCUUCACAUAGUUUUGAGAUAUCUACAAACUUUUUGGUUGAUGGUGAGUCUUCAAAUUUGUAUAUGAUCAUGGAGCUGGAAUCAUUUACCAUAGACUUUAAUUAUCAAAUUUCGACUGAUGACAGAGGGGCAACGUUCCACCAACCUGAAUCAACAACUAUAGGUGGUGUUCAAAUUAAUUUCACUUCGAUUGAUAUCGCAGAGUCUUCCUUUAUCAGUGGACAAAUUAGUAGUGAUAUUACAAUCGAUGCUAGCCUGGUGAAUAUUAAAAGUGCAUUGGUUGAAACUUCUGAUGCUGCAAACUCAUUAUUAAAUUCAAUAAAUUACCCAUUGAUGUCCGAAACAGAUCCUGGUAUAGCGAUUACAGAUAGCAACUCAGUUACGUUGGAAUCUUUAUCAAAUAUUGGGGUUACGUCCUUUGAUUAUGAUAGUUCAAGCUCUACUACUGAGAAUUUGUCCAUAGAUGUUAUUACUCAAGUCGUAACAGAUACAAAUAAUUCUUUAGUCGUUCAAAUGGUACAAGAGGUUACUAAUACGAACUCAGAAACAUCCAGUAUCAUCAGGUCAUUUGAGACAAAUAUUACAUCUUUCAGAGUCAUUAUGUCAAGUUCUGGGAUACAAUUUUCUGAAUCAAUAUAUGUGGUGAUUAUAUCAACUGAUGUAGAAGGUCAAUGGUUUACUCUGAUAGAUGGGAUCCCGGCUACAUUAGCGACAGAGAUGGUAGAUGCAUCAAAAAUAUUUUCAACGUAUUAUUCGCAUGAAAGUUUGGAAACCUCAAUUGCGUCUCUACAAAUUGGACGUGAGUCUGAUCUUGAAACAUCUGGAUAUAAAACUACUUAUAAUAUUAUGUUUACACUGGUACAACCUGAUGGAAAUACUAUUACACUGACUUACAAUGUCGAAUUAAGCACAGAAGGAAAUGCAACUUAUAUCCGUACUGCAAAUAAUGCUCAAGAGACAAAGGCAUCUAGCUCAUCCUUACAAGGUGUGGGCGAUGGUAAUUUUUCUAUGGCAGUAGAUUCAAAAGCAAGUUCUCAAGCGUCAAGUAUUCUAUUAGCAAGCGUUACUUCAAAAGAUGGUCAGUCACUUUCACAUGAUCAAAUUUUCUCAACUGCAGAAGUUGGAAAUUCUAGCUUAGAUCCUUCAAAAUCUCAAGUUGUCAGUACAUAUGCAAAUAUUAGUUCCUCAACUUCAGAUUCCAUGUCGCAGAAGCCUGAUGACUCACCAAGUCAAGAUAGUGUUAACCCAAUGAAUGUUUUUGCUCCAAUUUCAACUAGUUCAAUCUUUGAGACGUCAAUUGCAAACCCAACGGAAUUUAGUAGUGGAUCAAAAGAUGUUAUCCCUUCACUACUCAUUACAAUUUUCAUUUCGUUCGUUAUCGUAGUAAUUUAA